AUAUGGCGGACUCGGACAGUAGCGAAAACUUUGAGGUGGCGCAUAUCAUUAAACAGCGAAGGAAUAAGAGAGGGAAGCUUGAAUACCUCGUCCGAUGGAGAAACUACGGAAGCAGUGAUGAUUCGUGGGAACCUGUGGAGAACCUCCGCAACUGCACAGAUGUCUUGGAUGCCUUCAACGAUCGCAUCAUGCGGGAGAAGGGUCUCUUCCCUAAGUCGUCCCCAUCACACCAUAAAUCAAGGAGUGGGAAGACUUACAGCAAGGAUCGCUCCAAACGGAAGUUACACUCUAAAAAGACCCCGAAGGAAUCCAAAUCAAAGACUUCCUUGGAUGGACUAAUGACACUCAAAAGAGAACGCCCCCAAGAUGAGUUUAAGAUUGAAAUUAAGAACGAAACGAAUUUAUUGAAUGGAAAUGGUAUACCUCUGGACGGUAUAGUGCCGCUAGAACCAUCUCCUUCUUCGUUAUCAUCAACGUCGGAGGUUAAGACGAAUGUCUCGCCAAUUAUUGUGAGGAAAUUUCACCGUGCUAGAUCGAUGUCGUGUAUGCCGUACGAUACCUCAGUGAAGACUGAUUUUAUGAAUGGAGACGGCCAUGAUGACAGGAAGAGGAGGAGAGUCAACAGCCUUCGUGUUGACAACGGAGAUAUUACAGAGAAAUCAGUAAACUCGCCGACAACCACACCUCCCAGCACCCCAACAAACGGUGACUCCAGGCUCACGUUCGUCCCAUUGUUGACCCCCGUUAUCAAGCUCCACGACUUCACCAACGGGAAUCACAUCAAGCUACCAUCACCAAAGUCUCUCCUCUCUACAGAGAAGUUCCUCAGGGCCAAACUGAAGCAGAAACAACAGGAUGUAGCGGACAGGUUUAGCGGCGAAAUGUUGCUGCGACGGGUUUCACAGUCGAGUCUCAGCAGUGAGGAGGACGAAGGAGAGAGGAGGUUCAGUCUGAGACAAAGCGACAAUCUGUUUAAAUAUAAGGAAGUGUGUGUGAGGAAGUACCCGGAGUACACACAGGUCUGGUUCUUCACCAACUCCCAUUCCAGAAACGCCCUCAACAUCAAGGCUCUGCAGGAGUUGACCAAUAUCUUGGAUAAAUCGGCCAAGGAUGAGACAAGGGUCCUCUUGCUGACGGGGUCAGGGAACGUCUUCUGCUCAGGGUUGGAUCUUCAGAUGUUGGUUACAACGGACCACAAGAAAAAAGUGGCUCGGAAGCUGGCAGAGGCACUCAGGGUAUUCAUCAAUGCCAUGAUCAACUUUCCCAAAGUGAUCGUGGCGGCCGUCAACGGGACUGCCGUGGGUCUUGGGGCUGCUAUCCUCCCCUUGUGUGACAUUGUCUACAGCAGCGACAAGUCAGAGUUUCAUCUUCCAUACGCAUCACUCGGCCAGCCACCCGAGGCCUGCUCCUCUUUCACCUUUCCCAAUGCCAUGGGUCUUCCAGUGGCAUGCGACCUCUUGUACAGUGGCCGCAGAAUGACUGCCUUAGAAGCAUGUGCCUCGGGUCUGGUCUCCCAGGUACUCUGGCCGAAUAGCUUCAUGAGAGAGGUCAUCCCAAGGGUCAAGGUCAUUUCUGGGAAUUCGGUUAAGGGUAUCCAAAUGACAAAGUCGCUCGUCAGAAGUCACUUGAAAUCCAAGCUGGAGUUUACCAAUGAGAGUGAAUGCGCCGCUCUUCAGGAGAGGUGGGGAACUUCCGAGUGCAACAGGCUCAUCAGGAAACAUCUAGAGCUCACGUGAAUUUUAGUGUGUUGAAGAAAAAGGGAUGUUAAUUUGAGUGUAUAGUGAUACAAACACAAACAUCCGUUAAAUUUUAAAGGAGUGAAACCUUCUGAACAACAUCUGUUAUAGUGGAAGAAAGUGGAUCAAAAAAGUUGGAGGCAUUUAGAUGAGUUCAGACAAUGGAAGGGCUUCUGGGCUUGUUAUCUUAAUCAGGAAGCUAGCAAGAUCCUAAACAGAUGAAAGGGUUGACUUCUCGAUGAAAGCGAACAAUUUUUUACCCAGCGAGGUUUCAAACUUGAAAAGAGUUUGAAAGAAAUAAUGAUAUCGUCAAAAAACGGUCAUUCUGAAGACAUCAGUAAAGAUUCUACUCCUGAGAAAGAUGAGAGGGCUGCACCUUUAAGGAGUUGUGGUCCUGAACAAGACUUUAGUGUUAAUAACUCGACAGCUUUCUUCUGAAGACCAUCGGAGCAUACUGAUCGAAAUGUUGAGUUGUUACUCCAUCGUUGAUAUUCAUCGAAAGGAUGUUACUGCAAAUCUCACUAGAAGAUUACUUUGAAACUAUAAUAUACUUUGUUAUUAUUUUGGCAGUAUAAAAAGCUACCAUAUGGCCAGUAAUAUUUAAAUAUUUAUGUUUAUUGUGGAACAGAUUAAUCGAGCAAGGUGUUACUGCCAGAAGACUCCAGUGGCGCUAGAAGGCAGUUGCAUCCAUGUACAGUUCUGAUAAAACUUGUGGACAUUUCAAUUUUGUAUGUUCUUGAAUAUUUGGAAUGGUCACAAUCUUUUCAGAAAAAGAUUGUACAUUCUCUGAAAAUGAAAGGUAUGGGCAUUUUGUAUAAAAAAUAUAUCGUUGGCUCAGUGCUAUUAGGUCGAUAAUUGAAAUAUCAUUCUCAUAAUAAUCAAAAGGUUGUUGAGUGUAAAAUACGUAUACAUUUUUAAAAUGAAUCAAAAUCCACAAUUUUUUCGUAGAAACCAAAUGUUUCUUUGUAAACAGUGUAGUGUGCAUAUUGGGACAGCGUAGCAUUUACACGUUUAUGAGUUGUCGCCCAUAAUGGUAUGAGCGUGGCAGCAGUAGCCACCUGUGACAUUUGUGCAAGGAGUCACGCCCCUUUCACACAAUUAGCAAUGGUCCCUUGCUAAAUUGUAUCAUGGUUGUAAAAAUGUGAAGGCUAUAGUAAACCAGGGCAACAGCACCAAAUACAAAGCACACUAGUCGUCACUAGUCGUCAGCUAAACAGAAAUGAGAAGGAUACCAGUCGCUCAUGGUGCAUGUGACAUGGUAGUUUGGCAGGUAACCAUAUUUAAGUAAGCAUAAUGUUGUACACAAAACCUUUUUGUACUACAGAAGCUCUAUGAUAUUGGACACAGAUGUGCAAUAGUUGUCGAGCACUGAAUACUUUGACCGCACAAUCUAAUGACGUCUCUAACUUUGAAGUCUCUAACACCCUUUUCAGACAGGCACUUUUUGUUUCAGACAGGCGAACUUAAUCUAACAUUCAUAAAUACCUCAGACAGUUUUGC
Molecule: messenger RNA, 3236 nt
Organism: Asterias rubens (European starfish)
Lineage: Eukaryota; Metazoa; Echinodermata; Asteroidea; Forcipulatida; Asteriidae
Product: chromodomain Y-like protein 2
Exons: 8
Coding region: 3-1736 (577 amino acids)
Cellular component (GO): nucleus
Molecular function (GO): transcription corepressor activity
Source: RefSeq, a predicted model, not a curated record